GGCGACCCCAUGUACGGAGGCAGUAACUGGCCCUUGAGGGGUGCCAAGCAUACCUUGUGGGAGGGUGGCACACGUGGCAAAGGAUUUGUGUUCAGCAAAAAUCUCUUCAAGAAGACGGGAACAGUUUACAAUGGGUUAAUGCACAUUGUUGACUGGUUUCCGACACUUAUGACACUCGUCAAGGGGGAAACCCCACCAGGAAUGGAUGGAGUCAGCCAGUGGGAAUCCAUUGUUAAUAAUGAGGCAAGUCGACGAAAAGAAUUUGUCUACAACAUUGACGAAAUCUCUCAGCACGCUGCGAUCAGGGUGGGAGACUGGAAGCUGAUCCAGGGUUCACCAGGAAAUUACACAGGAUGGUAUCCGCCACCAAGUGUUGGCAGCGCUGUUCAUGAGGCUAACUACACAGAGAGCGGACCCAACACCUUUAGAUUGUACAACCUCAAGGACGAUCCUUACGAACAGAAAGAUCUGGUAACAAAAAAGCCCGAUGUGUUGGAAAUGAUGAAGACAAGGCUGGAGGAGUGGAGGAAGAAUCUAGUUCCGGCCAACUACCCGGCCAAUGAUCCCACUUGCUGACCCAGGAAUUUAUGGAGGUGCCUGGACUCCCGGCUGGUGCUGAAUCCACAUGUGCAGAGAUUUUUCUUCGUGAUCUUAGAAUUGAUUCACAAAUGAUCGAAAGAAAAUGAAUGAAAGAAAGAAAAAAAAGAAAGAAAAAAAGAAAGAGAAAAAGAAAGAAAGAAAGACAUACACAGUGUGGUCUCUAGCGAGAAUAUGAAAGUCUUUUCUUUGUCAAACGAUUGUUAGAUACUUUUCUCAAAUAAAACAUACCAAAAACAGGA
Pomacea canaliculata is the source of this 839-nucleotide messenger RNA. RefSeq names its product arylsulfatase I-like. Bases 10 to 576 code for a protein of 188 amino acids. NCBI's taxonomy places the organism in Eukaryota, Metazoa, Mollusca, Gastropoda, Architaenioglossa, Ampullariidae. The transcript has 5 exons. The record is from RefSeq and is a predicted model, not a curated record.